CGAUAGAGAAGAUUGGAAGCUCGUCCAACAACUUAUAGAUAGAUAUGGUGGUCAAGACCUCGGUGGAAGUGGAGGUAGUGGUGAUCUGGGAGUAGGUGGAGGUGGGGGAGGAGAUCUUGGUGGCGGUAGAGGUGAUAUAGGAGUAGGUGGAGGUGGGGGAGGAGAUCUUGGUGGUGUUGGAGGUGGAGGGGGUGGUGAUCUGGGAGUACGUGGAGGUGGGGAAGGCGAUGGAGGUGGAGGUGGUGGUGAUCUGGGAGUAGGUGGAGGUGGGGGAGGAGAGCUUGGUGGUGGUGGAGGAGAGCUUGGUGGCGGUGGAGGUGGAGGUGAAGGUGGAGGCGGGGGAGGAGGAGAGCUUGGUGGCGGUGGAGGUGGAGGAGAGCUUGGUGACCGUGGAGGUGGUUCCUAUGGUUGGCGAUUGCUAGGUUAG
Molecule: messenger RNA, 427 nt
Organism: Olea europaea var. sylvestris
Lineage: Eukaryota; Viridiplantae; Streptophyta; Magnoliopsida; Lamiales; Oleaceae
Product: acanthoscurrin-2-like
Exons: 2
Source: RefSeq, a predicted model, not a curated record